Messenger RNA from Annulohypoxylon maeteangense, 1161 nucleotides. RefSeq lists its product as uncharacterized. The coding region runs from base 1 to 1161 and encodes 386 amino acids. The record is from RefSeq and is a predicted model, not a curated record. Gene Ontology annotation, biological process: regulation of DNA-templated transcription. The transcript is spliced from 2 exons. Gene Ontology annotation, molecular function: DNA-binding transcription factor activity, RNA polymerase II-specific; zinc ion binding. Lineage: Eukaryota; Fungi; Ascomycota; Sordariomycetes; Xylariales; Hypoxylaceae.
AUGGACAUGGACGAAGUCGCAGUCGAUGCUGGCUGGCGCGAGGACCCUUCCCCCGGGAAUGAGGCUCAAGAAAAAUACCAAUGUUCGCGAUGUCCCAGCAGCUUCAAGAGACCCGAGCAUCUAAAGAGGCAUCAACGAAGCCACGACGGCCACAAGCCGUUCAUGUGCUCUAUCUGCUUGAAACGUUUCUUCAGGAGUGACAUCCUGACCCGACAUGAACUGAUGCAUGUUGCGGCCCAAAGAACUAAUCACACCGUCAGCCGCAAACGAGCGUGUACGGAAUGCGCGAGAGCUAGAGAAAGAUGUUCUAGGGACGAGCCUUGCCUAAGAUGUUCGACGAAAUCUCUUCAGUGUCUGUAUCCCGACGACGCAGGGCAGAAAUCGCAUUCCUUCGGAAGCGAUGCUCAGGGGUCUGCUAGAAUCGAACACGGACAAUUCGAAGACCAUCUCCAGCUAGCACCGCAACAUCCGCCAAUACUUCCAAAACAAGAAGGGUUCAUGCCAUCGUCAAAUCCGAUGCACAGGCUAUCCUUCAACGAGGACGACACGCCUCUCCGUGACUUCACGAAUACGCUUAGAUCCCCAGCUACCGCCAGUACCUCGUCUUACUCCUUAGACCCGUACGGAAGCAACGCUUUCAACGCAGACGCAUCAGGCAUCUCGCUCAGUGGUAUAGGGGGCGAGUCCACCACCUUCGCACAACCGAAACCCCUCGCACCAAACCAACGCGUCUCCCUCUUCGACCCACCGGCAACCUCCCCCUUCACUCUCCCCCGCAUCCACAACGCCCUCGGAGACUACCACACCAGUCUCCCCAGCGACCCAUCCUCCUCCGCCUCCUUCGACUUCUCCCCCUCAUCAAUGAAUCCCUCCUCCUCGCACUCCCACCCCCAACCACAAGACCCCUUCUCCACCCUCCCCACCAACGAAAACGACAUCGAGGCCGCCCCGAGAGGCCUUCUCACGCUGUCGGAUUUCGGAAACAGACCUAUUAAUCUGAAGGAGUACGAGUUGAUCGCGGGACAGUUCAAGGAGUUGAGGCUGGGCGAUGCGGCGGUCCGGUGUGCGGGGAAUAAUAAUAUCUCGGAGAGCCAGCGGACGGCGCAGCAUGAGCUUUUUGUUAAGCUUUAUUAUGAGAGGUUUGAGAGGUCGGCUUAUUGA